This is a messenger RNA of Leguminivora glycinivorella, 5648 nucleotides long. It is a transcript of the gene Hydr2, whose product is annotated as abhydrolase domain-containing protein 2. Gene Ontology annotation, molecular function: acetylesterase activity; monoacylglycerol lipase activity. Bases 105 to 1397 code for a protein of 430 amino acids. Gene Ontology annotation, biological process: acylglycerol catabolic process; medium-chain fatty acid biosynthetic process; medium-chain fatty acid catabolic process. The transcript is spliced from 7 exons. Gene Ontology annotation, cellular component: sperm flagellum; sperm plasma membrane. NCBI's taxonomy places the organism in Eukaryota, Metazoa, Arthropoda, Insecta, Lepidoptera, Tortricidae. The record is from RefSeq and is a predicted model, not a curated record.
GCUUCAUGGCCUAGUUACAAUUUUCAUGAUCUUAUCGCUGUAGUGAACUUAUUGGCUAAAAGUAUGUUUUAAAAUAUAAAACCGUGAAUAAGACGUCCUGAAAAAUGUCUACCGUUCUUCUAGCUGUUGUGGCUGUUAUAUUAUGCGUACUAUUUCGUAUACUGAAUGUUAACAGCCAGUCACAGAAACCCGUAAUUUACGGAAGGGAUAGAAGUUUUAUUGAAAAUAUCUUAUUUGUUUCACCCUUCCUUUACGAACCCUACAUCCCAACCCGUUUGUGGGGCUUCAGUGGCCAUGUGCAAACCAUCCUGCACAGUCUCAUCGGCCGGGUCCGCUGUCCCUGGCCAAUCGGUGCUCGGAUAUCCCUAGUGCUACCCGAUAAAUCAACGCUCACCUAUGAUCUGUAUGAACCAAUGGGAUCUGAACAUGAAGACGACGUGACAGUAGCAAUAUGCCCUGGCAUCGGCAACACCUCAGAAAGCGUGUACAUCCGAACCUACGUCCACUACUCGCAGUGGCACGGCUAUCGCUGCGCCGUGCUCAACCACAUAGGCGCGCUCAACAGCGUGCCCGUUACCGGCGCUCGAAUAUUCUCAUACGGUCACACCGACGACUACGCUUACAUGAUAGACAACCUGACGGAGCGCUAUCCUAACACUAAGCUAAUUCUAGUCGGAUUCAGCCUCGGCGGCAAUUUGAUCACCAAAUACUUGGGCGAGGAGCGCACCAGGCCCUCCUGCAUCAUAGGAGGCAUCUCAAUAUGCCAGGGAUACAACGCCAUUGACACUCUAGUGUACCUCCUCCAAUGGCAAAACUUCCGUCGCUUCUACCUCUACGUGAUGACUGACAACUAUCGCAACAUCAUCACGCGGCACAAGCGCAACCUGCUCAGCCCCGACCUGAAGAGCAAAUACGGCCUCGAUGAGAACACUAUUGUGUCUGCUGGUACCCUGCCGGACUUAGACGAGGCCUAUUCUAGAAAAGUGCACGAAUUCGAGUCCGUGGCGGAACUUUACAAGUGGAGUUCAUCGGCCUUCUACUUACAUAACAUUAAGACCCCGAUGGUUUUCGUCAACGCGCGCGACGACCCCAUAGUACCUGAACCGCUCUUACCUCUCAUCAGAGAGUUUGCUAGUUCCCACGACAAAACAAUGUUCCUGGAGCUCGCCCACGGCGGGCACCUCGGCUUCUACGAGGGCGGGCUCGUCUACGCCAACCCCGUCACGUGGCUCGACCGCGCGCUGGUCGGGCUCGCCGGCGGCCUGCUCAUGGCGCACAACAAGUGCUCCUCCAUGGAGUCCAUCUCCGACCCCGUCUCAGACGAGGAACCCGACCUCAUCAAGUCGGCCACCAUCGUCUAUAGAGACCCUUUGGACAAAACGCCCAUCAAAACAUAGACCAUAUUUGCCUCAGGUUUUACAUGUGUUUGACGACGCGCCAGCUAUCAAAUGUUUGAGGCGCGCUUGUGGAAAGCUUUUUGAAGGUAUUUACUGUCUUAGGUUAGGAUAAGUUGCCAUGGACCAAGUAAACAGAAAAGUUUUUAGCAGGUCUAGAAUAAAUAAAUGUUGCGGCUGCCAGGCAGGCAAGCACGGUUGCGCGAUAAACGAUAUAACGUCAUCAGGCCGUCCUUUUCACACGAUUUGUAAGUGCGAUAGGGGCGCACCGAUGCGGUAAAGUUUAUCCAACUAGUGUGCUACGCCCGUGGAACAAUAGUAGAACAGUAGGAAGAAAUCUGCAGGCACUGACUCACUGUAAGAUUAGAUGAUCUCACAGCAGACUGUAGUACUCACUCUACAAACCACUAUACCUAUCAUGUAUGAAGGUUUUACAAAACUAUCUCUACCCGAAUAUAAUUUAUGUAUAAAAAUACUGUUUCCUUGGUCCAUGGAAUUUUGUACGCUACGUCCGUGCAAUAGGUACAGGGAUGAAACCUGACAUUAGGGUAGUUCUGCCAGCGUUUCAAUCCGAUUUCAGUUGCUAGUCGCAUAAUAAAAUUAAACAUGUCCUGUUUUUCCGGCUAACCUUUUUGCCACUGAUAUUCCAACCUAUAGUCUGUCUAAACUAACUCUACCACCAUUUGGAUAUAACCAAAUUAAUGAGUGUUAUUAUAAAGAUCAAGUUUUUGUACGACUAUAAUGAUGAGGCUGAUGUGGUGUAGGCGAGAGGCUGGCAACGUGUCAAUGCAAUGCCACAGUUUCGUUUUCUUUUAACCCCUUAUUUGCCAAGAGUGGCCCUGAAGCUUUAGUAGUUUCGUGUGCUCUGCCUACCCCUUUAUGGGAUACAGGCGUGAUUGUAUGUAUGUAUGUAUAAUGAUAAGACUUUGGUAUUGCAAAUGGCUUGCAGAGUUAGAUUGGUUCGACUCAACACGAUAAUGAUUAAUAAUGCGACCAGAAAACUAAAAGAGGUUGAAACCCUGCCAGAACGACGUAAUAAUAACCAAAUAACCACAUAGAAAUUACUAAAAUUAAAACGAGUCGAAUGAAAUUGUGAGUGUGAUACGUGUACCAGUUAUCGUCAAGUAUUGAUAAAUUCCAUGUUAUGGCAUUUCGCUGAAUAAUCUCAAAUAACCCAUUCCAUACAAAUCGAACUGCAGCGGUUAGCUUGGUUUUCAAUAUUGUGAUAUUUUAUAUUUAGAUGUAGAAGAAAUUUGCAAUUAUAUUAUUGAAGUGAAGGAAAAAUUGAUGCGAUUUUUUAUACAUAGAUAUAGUUUCAAAUAAAAUGUGGUGUGCAAUGCAAUGAUUUAUAUUUAUGUUGAGUGUUAGUAUUUUCUAAAUGUUUAAAAAUAUGCACAACUGUAUUUGCACUAGGUACUUAUGAAAGAUAUGUUUUAUUGCUUAUUUUAAACGAUGAGUUUAAUUUUCCGAGUAGAUUUAGAAUUACUUUUAAAUCGCUUCAAAUUAGACUCAAUGUAUAGCAUUUCUUAUAGUCACCAAACUCAAAUUGAUUUUAUAUUGUAAAUUUUUUUAACUUUUGACAUAUUAACAGUUUAUAGUAUGUAAAGGUAAAGCACAAAUACUACAAAGCGUUAAUUUAUUUCACAACUAUCGCGUUAACCAUCUUUAUUCAAACCGAAGAGUGCAAAUAAUUUGUAAGAAAACUGGAAGUUGUGAACUAAAUUACUAUGCGGUGUAGCAUUUCAUUCAGGGACGGAUUCUGUACCAGGAUCGCCGAAAUGUGUAUUUAUUUAUUGUAUGUAUUAUUGUUUACAUUCACAAAAUACUUAAUGGUCGAUCACGGAGGUUUGCGAGAAUGUGUAAUUUAAGGAGAAAGGUCUCAAAAAUGGUCGGUGUCUGGUAUCCUCGUAAGACCCACCAUAGUUUUCGUAUUUUGAAUGUGAACCUUGUUCUACAUAUAAAUAAAUUGGUAUUUCGUUUGUUUCAAAACGCUAUGAAAUGCUACUUUAUUUGGUUCAUGAAAGAUUCAAAUUAGAGUGUAACAACUAUGGAUGAAUGGGACGUAGGGACUGCCCAAUGCAUGCAAUGCUUCAUCUGCAAUAUGGUCGAAUUUCUAUUGGAAUUUUAGAUUGAAACAUUAACCUUGAAGUGGACCACAUAUGACUUCUGCGUGGCUAAACUAUUAUUAUUUAUUAUUGAGUAUUCAAAUUUAAGCCAGUCUUUAAUUCGGCCUUGAUUUUUUCUAGAGGUUAGUAUGUGUUCUUAUCAGUGUCAUUUAAAAUAUAUUGCUAGAUAUGUACUAGUUAUUUUAUAGCUGGGUGUUUCGAAUGUGUGUUAUUGUUAUGUCUUGCCAGUGUAAGAAGGAUGAAGUAGCAAUUUCGCAUUCCUUAUUAAUGGCAGCAGUGAGACUGUUGUCAUUAAUAAAGUUAUACUUAAAAUAUUAACUCUAAACAAUAAUUAGGUGACCGGCAUCAGAAGUCAUCGAUAUGGAAUCCAAAAGUAUUUGUUGAACUUUUGUCAACUCAUGUGCAAAUGUCGGACACAUAGCUCACCUUUCUGAUUUUGGCUACGAGUCAAUAAAAACUGCCUUAAACAUAAAAUAUGACCUCGAAAUUUUUGCGCUCCUGGUUGCUUCCUAAAGGAACACGGGUUUGCUAUCGUAAAUUGCGGAAUAUGCCUUUGACUUUUACGUCCGGUUUUAUGAUAUUUUGUUUGUGAUACCAACUAUUUCCAUCUGAUCUCAAAAGCCAAGGGUCGAUAGAUUUUUAGUAUGUGAUGUGAAACAUCGACAAUAGAAGACAUACCAACUUUAGAAUGGCUAGUUUAUGUAUGGCACGAUACUUGGAUUAUAUAAAGUACAAUAUUGAGCUGUGUUUAUGCAAUAUUUUAGUUUGGUUUUCUAAAGUAAAAGCCGAGGAAGUAAAAUGAUUAUUAUCUACCUAUAACGAAAAAUGUAGUGUUAGGAUAUUCGGGCAUUGAAAUUGUGGUUCUAAGGCUUCCUACUUUAGAAAAUUGUACUGAUACAUAAUAAUAUAUUGAAACAAAUAUGUAUGUAGGUGUAAUUGUUUCCUUUUUCAAUAAAUAUGAGUGUCUUAAAUGAUUGAAAAUCAAAAAAUUCUUCGUAUAGAAAAGCUUGCUGGUGCUUUCAUGAAACAAUACGUCGUUUACAAAAAUGAUUGUAUAUUUGUAAUGUUGUUAAAGUUUUAAUGAAGAAUAUCGGCAACAAUAUUUAUUGUUUUCUUUUUAUUAAUGUAGAGGACCUACUAGGGCCGAUUAAUUCAUCAAAUUAUGUUGGUACUUCUUAUUGCCUUAGGGAAAACCUAAGGUCAUAACAACGUGUCUGAGAAUUCUGAGCUUGAUUUUGAAAUUGUCGGCCUUUGUAGAAUAUACCUUGUGUUAUGUAAAAUUGUUAGGUACUGAGCUAGUCUCCCUAGAAGCAUAAAUGCUAAGAUUAAGCAUCAAAAAACUAAAUGUAUUGGAGAAUGUCUCCAUUAAAUAUAUGGGAGCGGCGAAGGCGCUCACAAAUAUCUGUACACGCCUCUAUUUUCAAGGCAUUACAGUGUGUUCAUAUAUUAAUUAACACUUCGGCAGCUCCGAUAUUUCUGACGGCAUCUGUACGAGUCAGGUAUACAAUACAUAUCUACUUGGGAAUUGAUUGGAAUAGGCAACUUGUUUACAGACAAACCUAAAGCGUUUAAAUAAUUAUGAAUAAAAACCGUUCAUAUUGAGAUUUUAAUGUCUACGCUAGAAGACACAUCCCGUGGAAAAAGUACAAUAUCAAUAUUUGUGGCUAUUCAUCACAGUAGGGUCCCUAUGCUGCAAGAGCAAUAUAAGCAUAAUUUUUCAGCUGUAAUCGGAACUUAUUGCAGAUAGGUAGAGCAUAAUCAAAUAAGGACCUUUCUGUGAUUGCAAGCCACUUUUCUAUAUGAGCACAUUAGCACAGAAAAAGACCAGUAAUAAAUGUAAUAACUACUAUUGUUUGUUAGAAGAGUUACUACUGGUCUUAUACUGACAUAAGUUAUUUUAUUAUAUUUAUGAAAGGCAUCUCUAUAUCGCUAAUUAUCAUUAUCUUGUUGCCUAAAAGUGUAGGUUUUUUAUAAUUAUGACAUGCACAAUAAUUGUUUAGAUUUUGCCUUCUACGUUGUAAUUGAUGGAGCUUACUGUGUUCAGCCACGAAAGUGGUUAGUAACAAUUGUUUAUUUAUUUGUGAGUUUUGAAUGUGAAUAUUAAAACAGUAUUAUAAAACAAUACGAA